UCAUCACUCUCGGGCUGGGAUGGACGCGAGGCGGGCGGGCCCUGGCGAGCAGAGCCAGGAGUCCAGGCCUCCUCCUGGCUGCUGAGCCUCCCUUGAAGCCUCCCUCCACCCCCGUCUUUCAUCCUAGGAGCCGCGCCGACCUCUGCUUCGAGGGUUAGGCACGGGUCCCGUCCUGCUCUGACACCCGUACCUCCCCCUCCCGCCUGCCCUCGGGAUCGACUAGAUCCCUCCCCCUCUCUGAGGAUUCCAGCUGGAUCCCUGCCCCUGCACCGCGGAUCCUGCUCUCCGGGGCCCCGAGACCCUGGGGAUUGCCGUGGACUCCUCCUUCAGCUCCCGAUCCUUUAGGAUCGUCCGCCCGGACCGCUUUCUGGUCCCUCGAAGACAGCCCACGGAGCUAGUGGAUCUCCAGUCCAGUCUUGUCCCAUCAUCCCCUUCUUGCUCUGCCGUCCUCUCGGCGGGGUUCCCAGUUCUCAGGCUCCCCCGGACCCCAUCCCCUAGCUCUCCUCUUCCCAGGGAUCGACUGGAUCCCGGCCCCGCCCCCCCGGGGCUGGGGCGAUCCCCCUCCCCCGCCGGGUGAGGCGCUGCGGGGCGGGGGCUGGGCCUGCGGGGCCGCUGGGGCUCAGAGGCCGCCGCCCCCCUCCCGAAGCCCGUCGGCCCCCCACUCGGAGCCCUGGAUGGAGGCACCACGGCCCCAGGGCUGAGCCAGAACUUGCACGGGGCGCUGCCGGCCAUCAUGCUGCCUGUGUGGUUCACCGACAACUUGGAGGCGGCCGCCACCUACGUGCAGAACCAGAGCGAGGACUGCCUGUAUCUCAACCUCUACGUGCCCACCGAGGACGGUCCGCUCACAAAAAAACGUGACGAGGCGACGCUCAAUCCGCCAGACACAGAUAUCCGGGACUCUGGGAAGAAGCCUGUGAUGCUGUUUCUACAUGGUGGCUCCUACAUGGAAGGCACAGGGAACAUGUUCGAUGGCUCAGUCCUGGCUGCCUAUGGCAACGUCAUCGUAGCCACACUCAACUACCGUCUUGGGGUGCUCGGUUUUCUCAGCACUGGGGAUCAGGCUGCAAAAGGAAACUAUGGGCUCCUGGAUCAGAUCCAGGCUCUGCGCUGGCUCAGUGAAAACAUUGCUCACUUUGGGGGUGACCCCGAGCGCAUCACCAUCUUUGGGUCUGGGGCAGGAGCCUCCUGUGUCAACCUGCUGAUCCUCUCCCACCAUUCGGAAGGACUCUUCCAGAAGGCCAUUGCCCAGAGUGGCACUGCCAUUUCCAGUUGGUCUGUCAACUACCAGCCGCUCAAGUACACGCGGCUGCUGGCAGCCAAGGUGGGCUGUGACCGAGAGGACAGCGCUGAAGCUGUGGAGUGUCUGCGUCGCAAACCUUCCCGGGAGCUGGUGGACCAGGAUGUGCAACCCGCCCGCUAUCACAUUGCCUUUGGGCCCGUGGUGGAUGGUGAUGUAGUCCCCGAUGACCCUGAGAUCCUCAUGCAGCAAGGAGAAUUCCUCAACUAUGACAUGCUUAUUGGAGUCAAUCAGGGAGAGGGCCUCAAGUUUGUAGAGGACUCUGCAGAAAGUGAGGAUGGUGUGUCCGCCAGCGCCUUUGACUUCACUGUCUCCAACUUUGUGGACAACUUGUAUGGCUAUCCAGAGGGCAAGGAUAUGCUGCGGGAGACCAUCAAGUUCAUGUACACAGACUGGGCUGACCGGGACAAUGGUGAGAUGCGGCGGAAGACUCUGCUGGCACUCUUUACAGACCACCAGUGGGUGGCCCCAGCUGUGGCCACUGCCAAGCUGCAUGCCGACUACCAGUCCCCUGUCUACUUUUAUACCUUCUACCACCACUGCCAGGCUGAGGGCCGGCCAGAGUGGGCAGAUGCGGCACAUGGGGACGAGCUGCCCUAUGUCUUUGGUGUACCCAUGGUGGGUGCCACUGAUCUCUUCCCCUGCAACUUCUCUAAGAAUGACGUCAUGCUCAGCGCAGUGGUCAUGACCUACUGGACCAACUUCGCCAAGACUGGUGACCCCAACCAGCCGGUGCCCCAGGACACCAAGUUCAUCCACACCAAGCCUAAUCGCUUCGAAGAGGUGGUGUGGAGCAAGUUCAACAGCAAGGAGAAGCAGUAUCUGCACAUUGGCUUGAAGCCACGUGUACGUGACAACUACCGCGCCAACAAGGUUGCUUUCUGGCUGGAGCUUGUGCCCCACCUGCACGGCAUGCACAAUGAGCUCUUCACCACCACCACACGGCUGCCUCCCUACGCCACGCGCUGGCCACCUCGUCCUCCCCCUGGUGCCCCUGGCACUCGCCGACCCCUACCACCUGCCACCCUGCCACCUGAGCCUGAGCUUGAUCCAGGGACACCAAGGAUCUACGACCGCUUCCCAGGGGACUCACGAGACUACUCCACGGAGCUAAGUGUCACCGUGGCUGUGGGUGCCUCGCUCCUUUUUCUCAACAUUCUGGCCUUUGCUGCCCUCUACUACAAGAGGGACCGGCGGCAGGAGCUGCGGUGCAGGCGGCUCAGCCCACCUGGAGGCUCAGGCUCUGGUGUUCCUGGUGGGGGUCCUCUGCUUCCUGCCACUGGCCGCGAGCUGCCCCCAGAGGAGGAGCUGGUGUCAUUGCAGCUGAAGCGGGGUGGUGGCGUCGGGGCGGACCCUGCUGAGUCCCUGCGCCCUGCCUGCCCGCCCGACUACACCCUGGCCCUACGCCGGGCACCAGACGACGUGCCUCUCUUAGCCCCCGGGGCCCUGACCCUGCUGCCCAGUGGCCUGGGGCCACCUCCUCCCCCACCCCCUCCUUCCCUCCAUCCCUUUGGGCCCUUCCCUCCACCUCCUUCCACUGCUACCAGCCACAACAACACGCUACCCCAUCCCCACUCCACCACUCGGGUAUAGGGGGCGGCUUGGGGAGGCCCCCUCCUCCCCAGCCUUCCCCAACCCUGGCCACUCCAAAGGAAGGGAGGAAGACUUGGCAACGGGCUUUUCUCCUGUGGAGUUGUCACAUGUCAUCGAGCAGCAUUAAGGUGGACAUGGGAUUCCUCACUGGGAUGUGUGUUUUUCCCAUGCAAAGAGGCCCAUUAUUUUCUCUGGACCUGGGCCUCUGAACAGCUAGGGGGGUGUUUUCUGCCUUCCUUUGGGACACCAGUCUUCGGUGUGUGGAAAUGUGGAAGUCUUUUCCCACGUGGAGGCGUGCUUUCCUCAUGAGGGGGUGUUUUCCCAUGUGCAGGGUGAGGUUUUUUUUGCCGCCCUGGACACAUGUUGGCCCCCUCAAAUAAUUUCUGCGGGGAUUUGUACCCCAGAAUCCUGUUCCCUUAUGCCUUCUCUCACCUCCUCCCCUCUUUCAUCUCCUGGAGACCCUGGAAGUGAUGUGUUCACGUACAGUGACCCUUGGCCACCAGACGACCCAUGGUGGUGCCUGGGGAACAGCAAGGAAAUCACAGGCCCUGUACCCCUGCUCCCCCCUCACCCCAGCAAAGCAUGUUUCUCCCCCAUGGCACAAGUCAGAUGAAGCACGUUCUCCCAGGGAGGUUCUCACCUUCCACAGACGACAGACACAGAUUUCCUGCCAGGGGGACAGGAAGAGAUCCGUGCAUCCCGGUGCUGCCUGGAAACUUAUUUUCCCAUGGUCCAGGACACAUUUCUCUGAGUGGAAACAUGUUCUUGCAUGUGGAUGUGUGUUUUCCCAGGCAGAGGGUCCCUCUGUCCCCAGCACUUCCCUGCAUCCCCCAGCCUCAGGCCCAGCACUCAAUUCCUCCUCACGUAGCAGGUGGGAAUAGAUUUCAAACUGACAGAAGCUGAGGGGGAUGUACAAACCCUGAGGGAGGCCUGGGGCCCUCCCUCUCCCAGAGAGGCUGAGUCUGGGAUGGAGGGGUGUGGCAAAUGCCACCCACAGAGGCCAUGCAUGUUUGACCAAAGCCCUCAUGGGGCCUGGGGACAGCCUUUCCCUCAGUCCUCAGAUCCUUGUUCAUCCGUGCCAAACUGGGUAGACGGGUUUGAAUGGGGUGGAAAGCUUCAGAAUGUGCCAAGGAUUACCCAGUCCUAGGCCAGGACAGGGUAGAUGGUGGGGGCAAGUGAGAUACUGGGUAGGGGGAUAUGGCAGCUAAGGGGCCCCCAUCUGUGUCUCUUGUUCUCAUCCUUCCCUCUCUGCCUCAGUUCCCCACUCUCCACCAUCUCUGUCUCCCUUUUUGAAACUGUCCCCAUCUCAGGGUCAGACCAACCUUGUCCCUCUCCUUCUUGGACCUGCCCCACCUACCCUGGCUGCCAGGGCCAAAGGAAAGGAUCGGUGGAAGGCGGAGGGGAGGGAACAGAAAGGUUUUAUAGGCAGGUUGGGGAAAGAAUGAGGUCGGCUGUGCUAGGAGCAGAUGGAGGAGGCUGUGGGGGACUGGGCUUGGGCAGACACCAGCAGGAAGAAUUUGAAAGGAAAUGUGUGAGACAACUUCCCAGAGGUCCUUGGGUUUGGGCCUCUGGAGAAAAGAACAGUGUAAGGAAGGGUGAAGGACACCAGUAGAGGGGGAGCAAAUCCUCACUUGCUGUGUGGCUUUCUGUGGGAUGUGAGUGCCAAAUUAGGGGGUGGGUGCUGUCUUCCACUGAUGCCCAGAUCCAGAAACCCCGGUCUUGAGCCCCAGAACUUUGCCUCUUGACUGUCCCUUCUCCCACCUCCACCCAUGGAAAUGUAGUUCUUUUUUGGCCUUUCCCCCUGCCUGGUCUAGCUCCUCUUGGAACAGCCAUGCCCUCUAAAUGCUAGUGACCUGGGCCCUGAGCCCUAUGGGCAGAUGCCCCCAGAAUAGGGGCAUGGGAGGGCGCUGGGGGCCCCAUGAUUCAGCCACGGACUCCAAUGCCCAGCCCCUCUUCUCUCCGGAACAAUCCCACACACACCCCCCAACCCUUUGCGGCUCUGUACACAUUUUUAAAUCUGGCAAAAGAUGAAGAGAAUAUUGUAAAUAUAAAAGUUUAACUGUUGGUUGUGCCUGCUUAAGUUAUGUUAGAAUGUUGGGGAACACCCUUGAAGUAAGCCUUGGGGAUCUAAAUUUCUGGUCCCCUUUUUUAGUGAACAGCUCUGAGGUCUGAGAUGAAGGAGAGGUGGGUACUGAGGUAAGAUUGCCAUAGUAAUGGGACUGGAGAGUUAAGAUCAGGACCCCAGGCUUCCCGAGAGAGAAAUCUGGUGUAGUUCUAGGAAGAGGGAUAGGGACAGAUGCCAAAUAGGCCAGAGGGCCAGUGGGCUGGUCCAAGUAGCAAGCUGCAAGAAAGACAUGCAAGGUCAUAGGUUGGCCCCGCAAGCCCUGCCAAGCCUGUACUCAGGCUGAAGUGUCAACCUUCAGUCUAGAACUCUGAGAGUAGCCCCUUGGCACAUUGUGAGGGAGAGCUCCAGCAUCAUUGUGACCCACCCACUCACCCUCAGGAACCUGAGUCAGCUCUGGGGCCGAGUCCGUGUCAUCUUACGCCGAAGGUUCCAUAUCAUUUGUGAGAAAGAAACUGCUAAGUCAUCCUCACCUG
This is a messenger RNA of Fukomys damarensis (Damara mole-rat), 5491 nucleotides long. RefSeq names its product neuroligin 2 (gene Nlgn2). Gene Ontology annotation, biological process: modulation of chemical synaptic transmission; presynaptic membrane assembly; neuron cell-cell adhesion. The record is from RefSeq and is a predicted model, not a curated record. Gene Ontology annotation, molecular function: signaling receptor activity; neurexin family protein binding. Gene Ontology annotation, cellular component: cell surface; postsynaptic specialization membrane; synapse. Bases 734 to 2893 code for a protein of 719 amino acids. The transcript is spliced from 10 exons. NCBI's taxonomy places the organism in Eukaryota, Metazoa, Chordata, Mammalia, Rodentia, Bathyergidae.